AUGGGUGGAGCCGGUGUCUAUAAAAACCGUGAGGCCCAUUUUGCCAAUGGAGCCUUGAAGGCGCAUUGUGCGUGUACACGGAGAACCUGUGAGCGCAUGGAUGGUCAGAGAAGGUUCAGACUCCUCGUUGCCAGGGGUAAUCGUGGGUGUGCCAUGUACGACUUCGUAGGUAAUGGCUUCCUCGAAGGAGUCAUCAAAAACGUCCCAAUCCGCAUCAAUCAUGAGGAGUUGAGGUCGUUUGCAGCGAUGACCGGCCCGGAAAGGUUCAUCACAGUUGAAGCAGAGAUUUUUUUCACGCCGGUCCUGGACCUCGGCCUGAGAGAGCCUACGAAUGGGUGGUUGUCCCGAGGUAACAGAUGGCGUUGUCGAAGCUGGUGGCAAUCCGGGAGGGCGAGAGCUUGCUCCUGGAGAGAAACGCGGAGAAAAUGGUCGAAACUGGAUGCGUGUCGACUUCCGACGAUUAUCAAAGGCUCGGGCCAAUCGUUUGGCUGCAUUCAGAUUCGCCGGAUGGUGAAUCAGAACGUUAUCACGAAGCUCAGUGGUUAA
Molecule: messenger RNA, 546 nt
Organism: Prunus armeniaca (apricot)
Lineage: Eukaryota; Viridiplantae; Streptophyta; Magnoliopsida; Rosales; Rosaceae
Source: the annotation of a GenBank genome assembly